Molecule: messenger RNA, 303 nt
Organism: Anthostomella pinea
Lineage: Eukaryota; Fungi; Ascomycota; Sordariomycetes; Xylariales; Xylariaceae
Source: the annotation of a GenBank genome assembly
AUGUCGACAAAUCCUCAAGACAUGAGCCCUGCUGAGGAGGCUUUUUUGCGAGAGAGGAAAAUAAAGUUCGAGAAAGAAGCUGAGGAAAACAAAAGUGGCAUACAACAAAAGGCUGUCGACUACGCGUUGACUAAACAUCGGACAAAUUUCAUUGAGAAGCAGCUGUUAGAACGUCAGGCCAGAGAUGCAGAGUUAACUGCACAAAACUCGACGCUCAAGGCUGAGGACGAGUGGUUGAGAGCUGAACUCAAGCGGCGCAGGGAAGACGCAGCUAAACACACGCAUACAAAGUCUACAGAAUGA